Messenger RNA from Betta splendens (Siamese fighting fish), 10178 nucleotides. RefSeq names its product myosin XVB (gene myo15b). Gene Ontology annotation, cellular component: myosin complex; cytoskeleton. NCBI's taxonomy places the organism in Eukaryota, Metazoa, Chordata, Actinopteri, Anabantiformes, Osphronemidae. Bases 183 to 9842 code for a protein of 3219 amino acids. The transcript is spliced from 66 exons. The record is from RefSeq and is a predicted model, not a curated record. Gene Ontology annotation, molecular function: protein binding; cytoskeletal motor activity; ATP binding.
GAUGAAUAACUGUAUUCACUGAAUUUGACAAAUGUUCAUAGAAUAGUUGUUGAUGUUGAUUUUCCUAAUGCUUGAUGAAACACAGCCACUCAGUUAAUUAGUUGGUGACCUACAAUCACGCAAUUAAUACAGUUUUGUUUUGUUAUUUUGUAAGGAUUCUCAAAUGUGAGGAACUGGCCAUCAUGUCACCGGUCAAGUCCCAGGGUAGAACGAAUGGGGUAAGACAGGGAACAAAGACGAGCAAAAAUGGGAGCCAGAAAAAUCUGGGAAAGAAUGGCUCCAAGGCAUCACAGCCUCUGUCGAAAGUGCAGAAAGGAAAAGGGAAUUCUGCAAAAGAGAAGCGAAAUAAAAAGAGCAUAGUAAGUCAACGUGAAAAAGACAUUACAAGUUGCAAAUCCAACAAAUCUGGGACUGUAACAAAACCGAUUACUACAAAAUCAGUAAAAGUCGACAAGAAGCUUCCAACUAAGUCUGUAAGCAAGAGAAGUGACGAUGAGACAGAAAGUGAGGAGGAGGAGGAGGAAUCAGAAAGUGAUGUAGUGAGCUCCGCAGACGCCACUGAACAGGGAACCAGUGACGACGAGAAGGAGGAACGCCAGGACACUGAUGAAGCGGCAGCUGAGACACAGGAUAGCGAACAGAGCAGCCAGGAGGAGCCUGAGGCAUCAGACACUCAGGGCGAUACAAAACUAACAAAGGAAGAAGCAGAUGAAGAGUCUUUAACUAAAUCUACAAGUGAGUCUGAGGUCGAACCAGCGACAUCGAGUACAGAGGAGGAAGACAACGAGAAGGAAGCUGAAGUACCUGAGAUCAUCCACAGCGACAGGGGUGAAGACAGAGAGCCAAAGCAGGAGGACGCGUCUGAGGAGACGACGGCUCCUAAAGUGUGGCAGCGCAGACCCACUCCGCGUCCCUCCAGGUCGGCACGAAGGCUCAAAUUUAAGAUGUUCAAGAAAUCUAAGGCGGAUGCGCAGACUGAGAAGGAAGAGAAGAAGCGGGUCAAAGCAGAAAAGCAAUGCUUGGAAAAGGAACUUAAACAAAGGGCCAAGGACAAAAAAAGGGGCAAAAAGAACAAUGAAGACAAACCAAGUUCAACUGAGGAGGCUGUGAAUAAAGCUGAGUCAGCAACAGGUAAAGCCCAAAAGACUGACAUGGCAAAAACUAAACGUGUCAGUAAAAAAGCUGCUUCUGAUUCAGAUUCAGAGGAAGAGGAGGAACCAACGCUGACCAAAGCCAUCAAAGGCCAAAAGCAAGUCAUGCUCCUCAAGGGUAAAAACUUUAAAGCCAUCCUGGAGCCUGGGGAGCAGCAGAACAAGGAACGCGAGGAAAAAGAGCAACCAAAGAGUUCACUGUUGGGAAAAGUCAAUGUGAAGUCUAUACAAGACAAAGCAAACAAGAUGAAGUUAGUAAAGCCUGAUGAAGACUCCUCAGUGAGCGACGUCAUUGACCAGGGCUCCAGUAAACCCAAAGAACGUCUGUUGGCGCAAAGGAAAGGGAUGACGACGCUGCGUCGAGUCUCUGGGUGGAUUCAACAGAAGAUGCCAAAGGGGUUAAACUUCAGGAGGAAGCUUUCUGCCUGGGCUAAAGCCAUCGGGGUCUCUCGCUGGCUCUCCCUUCGAGCCAUAAGACAGAAACAAGGCACCAAAAAACACAAGGCCACGAUGCUCAAACACAAGAUGGCCUUGAGAGCUGUCAGUAAAACCAGCCUGGCCAGUAGGAAGAGCAGGGGCGCCUCUGAAAAUACAAGGGCCCAGGAGGAAGCUGGCCCCCAGGGGCAGACGGAGGAGAGCGAGGGAGGGCCGGCCCCGGCUGGAAAGAAAGAGCUAGAGGCCAAAUACGCGGUGGUGCUCCCCAGGAUGAACAGGCUCAAAGCGGACGGGCUAAUGAUGGCAGCUGAGGUGGUCCAGGCGGCGCCUGACCCUUCCACCGCUGAAUCGCCAGGGGAGACCCCCGCUGCGGAGCGCAAACCCCCGAAGCCAGGAGCUAGGCUUGUACUCCCGGUGAAACCAGACCUCAACCUGCUGAGGACCAUCCAAAAGCCCCUGGCAGGAGGGUUAGGGUCGGACAGAGGCACGGCAAAGAGGAUCGCGGACUCUGUUGGUCCAAAAGGCUCAUCCGGCACCGAGGACGAGGACGGAAGAACUGCCCUUAAGGAUAAAAAGGAAGCCGGCGUGCUGCAGGCUGCGAGAGGAAAACUAGAUCCCUCCCAGGUCAACCUGGCUAAGAUCUCCUUAUCAGGUGGAACGUCAGGCGUUGGACCCGCUCGGCCGAAGGGAUCCGACCCAGCGAGAGAGAAAGCGGCUGGACUACUCCGCUCCAACACUCAGCUCUUUCCAAAUGGAGAAGAAAACACAGUGAUGCCGGGGAAUCGCUCUCUGUACGAAGAAGAGGCAGACAGAGAGGUGGCCCAGCUGAUGGGCGAGCGAGGCUUCUACGGUAUCACCCAACCGGGGGUGCACUGGGCCGGGAACCCGCGGAUGAGUGGAGAUCCGCAGGACUGGCUCCACGCUGAGAACCUGCUGCCCCACCAGACAGUGGAGAAGCUAACCAAGUGGACGGUCUAUGGCGAUGAGGAGCAGGCCAGGACCAUUCCUGCCCAGAACGGAAGGGGGCCCUGGGAGUCGGAGGACCCCACCCAGGAAAUGCUGGAGGGUAGACUAGUCACCACACGGGUGCUGAUGCCAGGCAGUACGAGAGCUGUGGAGGUGGAUGAGGUGGAGGACCUGUCCCAGCUGGAAGAGGUGUGUGAGAGCUCAGUGCUCCUGAACCUGAGGAAGAGGUUCCACCGGGACUGUAUUUAUACGUAUAUUGGGGACAUGCUGCUGUCCAUUAACCCCUUCAAGCACGUGAACAUAUACACGGGCGAGUUGAGGCAGAGGUACCGGGGCCACGAGCAGCAGAGGAACCCACCCCACAUCUACGCCGUCGCCGACGCCGCCUUCAACCAGUCCCAGAGAUCAGCACAGGACCAGUGCGUCGUCGUAAGCGGCCAGAGUGGCUCAGGAAAGACUGAGGCUACCAAGCUCAUAGUCCACUACCUCAGCACCACGUACAAGGGGAUGAACAAUAGCCUCCGACAGCCCAUGGAGGUCUUCCCCAUCCUGGAGAGCUUUGGGAACGCCAAGACCAUCCUCAACAACAACUCCAGCCGCUUUGGCAAGUACCUGCACAUCCACAUUCUCCACGGGGUUGUUGUGGGCACGUCGUUGUCCAGGUACCUCCUUGAGAAGUCCAGGGUGGUGUUUCAGGCCAACGAGGAGAGGAACUACCACGUGUUCUAUGAGCUGCUGGCAGGUAUGAACGACUGGGACAAGCAGGAGCUCUACCUGCAGGGAGCCGAGACCUAUUACUACCUCAACCAAGGCGGCGCGUGCGAGCUGAGCGGGAAACGGGACAAGCAGGACUUCCACACCCUGGGCCGGUGCUUCGAGACCAUCGGCCUCCGCGCGGAGCAGGUCGCCGCCGUGUGGGCGGUGCUGGCCUCCAUCCUGCACCUGGGCAACAUCUGCUUCAGCUCGUUCGAGAGCGAGUCGUUCGAGGUGGCCCGCAUCUUCAGCGAGGCCGAGGUCCGGCGCGUGGGCUCCCUGCUGCAGAUCUCCCCCGAGGCCCUGCAGACCGUCAUCACCCACAGAGUCACGGAGACGUCGUACGACAGGAUCUACUGUCCUCUGUCUGUGGAAUGUGCCAUAGAAUCCAGAGACGCCAUUGCCAAAGCCUUGUAUUCGGUGCUGUUCGACUGGUUGAUGGAGCAGAUCAACGACUGGCUGAGUCCCGCCGAGAUGGACAGCACCGUGGGGAUCCUGGACAUCUACGGCUUUGAAGACCUGGGCGUCAACAGCUUCGAGCAGCUGUGCAUCAACUUCGCCAACGAGCGGCUGCAGCAGUUCGUCAUCGACGCGGUGAUCAGCCAGGAGCAGGAGGAGUACAGCGCCGAGCGGAUCCAGUGGUACCCGGUGGCGCUGAGGAGCUCCCAGUCGUGCCUGGAGCUGAUCUCCUCCAGGCCUCACGGCAUCCUCCGAAUACUGGACGACCAGACCUGCCUCCCGCAGGCCACUGAUCACACCUUCCUGCAGAAGUGCCACUACCAUCACGGGAGCAGCCCCCACUACGCCAAGCCCAAGAGCCCGCUGCCGGUCUUCACGCUCUACCACUACGCUGGACCUGUCACCUAUCAGGUCCGCAACUUCCUGAAUAAGAACCACGAUCAGUUCAGGACAGAAGUGGUGGAGCUUUUUGCCCGGAGCCGCUUAAAGAUGGUGUCGGAGCUGUUCCGCCGCGUCCAGGACAGCUACGUCCAGCAGCGGGAGCUGGGCUGGAGGGGGAAGGGCCUCCGCCAGCAGCCCUCCACCGCCGCCUCCCACUUCCUCCAGUCGUUGGCUGAGCUCACGGCGCGCCUGGAGAGGUGCAAAACUAGAUUUGUUCGUUGCCUAAAGCCAAAUUACGUCAAGCUUCCUGGAGUCUUCGACGUGGACUAUGUGUCAGCCCAGCUGAGGCACGCAGGCCUGCUGGACACCAUCCGCUUCAGGAAGGAGGGCUUCUCCGUCCGGAUUCAGUAUUCCUGCUUUAUUGAGAGGUACGGGGUUCUGCUGACCCAGCGGCUGUGCGACGCCUCGGACCGAGAGCAGACGGUAGCGCUGUUGGACGUGGUGGGUGCAGAGGAGCAUCAGUAUCAGCUGGGCCUCACCAAGGUGUUCCUCAAGGAGCUGUUGCACCAGCAGCUGGAGGAGAAGUGGACCAGCACUCAGACCUGGGCUGCCAUCACUAUUCAGAGGAACAUCCGGGGCUUCCUCUGCAGGAGGAACUUCAAGUUCUUUAAGCAGAAGGCCAUCGUCAUCCAGAGCCACAUCCGGGGACACCAGGCCAGGAAGUACUUCAAGCGCCUCAAGCAGUCCAUCAGCCAGUUCUGGGCAGUAAUGCUGAUCACCAGAAACACCAUCAAGAGGCACCACUGGAGAAAGGAACUGAACGAGAGGAACAAAGUGAAAGUGACAAAGACCAAGUCUCUCUCUCCAGACAUGGAUGUGGGGAUGCUGGAGAUCCCCGCUGAGCUGUCAGCCAGACUCCGCAGCGCAGCAGGGCGGCAGCAUGUGCCAGGCGUCACAGAAGUUGCACCUCCGCAAGUGAAGGCCGAACAUAAAUUGACUUUGCCUCAGGACAUCGACAGAUAUCCAUUCUCUCGUUAUGUCAAGUCUGUAAUAAAGGACACGUGGUGCCAGGCUCAGGGGUAUCCCAUCCAGAGACCGCUCACGCCUCUGGAGCCUGAAGAUGCAAGAACCGCACUGGAGAUCUACAAACUGAUCUUGAGGUUUACAGGUGAGUCAGACCUCAGUGGUUGGCAGGAGCAGAUGCUGGGUAACUACAUCCUGGAGAAGGGCCAGACCCGUCCGGCUCUGAGGGACGAGAUCCUGGUCCAGCUGGUUUACCACAUUUGGGGCCUGAAGGAGGAGCAGGACCGCCGGAGAGGCUGGCUGCUGCUGGCCUGCUGUCUCAGCACGUUCACCCCUUCACCCACCCUGGACAAACCCCUGCUCAAGUACGUGUCGGACCACGGUCCAGGGGAGUACCGCUCACUGUGCCAACACAAACUCCUCACGUCCCUGCAGCUUCCAGCUCCCGCCGCUCGCGUCUACCCACCCACGCAGCUGGAGUGGACCUCCAACCAACGGAAAGGCACCAUGCUGCUGGACGUGCACACCUUCAACGAUGAGAAGCUGACGAGCGAAGUGGAGUCGUGGACCACUGGAGAACAGCUGGCCUCCUGGCUUCUUCAUUCCGGCGGCGUGUCGGAGCCCGUGCAGGGCUGGUCGCUGUCUCUCCUGACGGACGACGGCUGGUCGGACCUGGCCGGGUCGGACUUCGUCAUGGAUCUGCUGGCGGGCGCAGAAGCUGAGGUGCUGCCGCCAACGGGGGCGUCCACGCCCGCCAACUCUGACUACCUGUUUAGCAGCGAGGGAGACAGGAUGCCAGCAAUGGAUAUGGACAGCAUCCCACCAGCGCCGCCCAUGCAAGCUCCCGGGCUGCCGCCUUUCGAGGGGAACCUCUGGAGAAGAGAUUAUCCUCAGGAAGGACGUGGUCGACAGAUGGACGCCUAUGUUGAUGACCUGUUUGAUCCCGUACUUGACCAAGGACCUCCGGACAUGGCUAGAGUCGACAUGCUGAAUCGCAGGAUGAGAGGAGGAGGAGGGAUUGGACCGAUGCAGCCUGGGAUGUACGGCGCUGGUAUGCCUAUGACGAUGCCAAGCUAUCCUAUGGGAAUGCCAGUUAACCCCUCCAUGCCUUAUGGAGCUGCCCCUAUGAUGCCAACCAUGCCAACCAUGCCAGCUAUGAUGAUGCCUCAGGCUCCAGUGCCUGCUCCUCCCGACCCCAUGCAAAUGGCAGCGACUCAGCAGGCCCUCAUCAACCAACAGGCGCUUCUCAUGGCCCAGCAGAUGACGAUGCAGGCGAUGAGUUUGUCCCAGCAGCAGACAGAGGAGCAGAAAAGGAAGCAGGAGCAGGAGAGAAAGAAGGAGGAGGGGAGAAAGAGGGAGGAGGACAGGAGGAGGGAGGCGGACAGAAGGAGGGAGGAGGACAGGAGGGAGGAGGACAGAAGAAGAAGUCAGUCCAGACGGCGUUCUAGGGAACGCUCACGCUCCCCCUCUCCUCAAACUCCCUCACCCCCACCUGCCAAGCCCAAGACGCCCGCACCCAAGCACAUCCACAAGCCAGAGCCAGAGACGGACGAGGACCUACCAGAUCCAGAGGACCUGCACUCUUUUAAAGAUAAGAGGGAAUACUUCCAAAAAAUUGGUGAUCAAGGUCAUUCCAAAAGCCCAAAGCCUCGACCCGCCCCCUCCAGCCCACCCAGACGGCCUAAGGCCCCACCGCCAUCACAGCAGGCCCCACCACCACCCACAGCACCCAAACCCGAUGUGAAGGUUCCCCACAGCCCGCCAGCCGAGAAGUCUGACCCCCCGGCCCCAGCUCCUCCCCCCGACCCUCGCCCCGAACCCACAUCCAAUAUCCGCGAGAUCAUCAAGCGGUACAACAGUCGACCACAGCCGGAACCGAAACCCUUUGAACCUGUCAGACCUGCUGCAAAGCAUUUCGCGAGAAAGACUGACCCCAGAGAGGAAGCGUUGGCCAAACUCAAAAACAAAACACCGCCGUCGCCCAAGGAGAAGGACUCGCCUCCCUCCACCAGAGGCCCCCGUGUCAUCUCCAACAACAUGCGGCAGAAGCAGCAGUCGCUGGAGGAUCUGUUUGGCUCCCAGCGCUCCCGGCAGCCGCCUCCGCCCCCGGACACCCCUCCACCCCCACCCCAGCCAGCACCCGCCUACCCGGACAUCCCCGAGCCACCGCCCAUGGCUGCCCCCUCUCUUAAUGCGAUGCCAGAUGACGAGGGCAUUCGCUCCAAGCUCCAUCGCUUCUCGGCCGGGGUCUAUUUCUCUUACUCUGACAUGCCAGGAAAACUUUUACUGCGGAAAGAAGUGUUUUACCCUAAAGAGACGUUCAACAAUCACUCCAUCCUCAAUCUGUUAUGUGAGCAGAUCAUGAGGGACACAUACUCUGACAGCUGUAUGAGGAUCAGCAGAGACGAGAGGAGGAAGAUGAAGGAUUUGCUCGCAAAUUUCAGUGUUGGGACCACGGCAAGCACCAUUCGAGAUGACAAUAUGAAGAAAAGGAUUGUUGUUGCUGCCCGGGACAACUGGGAGAACUACUUCAGUCGACUGUUUCCAGUAACGUUGGACAGUGCAGACGCUCAGGUUUUGGGUGUGUCUCACCGUGGAAUUCGUCUGUUGAAGAUCAUCAGAGCGUCGGGCAUCAAACCCAAACACCUCCACCUGCUCAGAAGCUACAGCUUUGCAGAGCUGCUGGCCGUCGACCUCCAGGGCGCGGACACAGUGAGACUGGAGCUGAAGACUGAGAACUUGGCGCUGCAUUCCACCAGAGCUCCUCAGAUGACGGCCAUGAUCCAGUUAUUCCUCCAAGAGCUUAUCAAGGAAUCAGGCCACGUCGUUGCACUCAAGAGUUAUGUGACAGAUGACAAGAGUCUGCUCACCUUUAACAAAGGUGACAUCAUCAAACUGCUGCCAAUGGAAGGACUUCAAAUAGGCUGGCGCUUUGGCACCGUGGGAGGACGCUCUGGCAUUUUCCCAGAGGACCUCACUCAGCCGUCGGCAGCACCAGACUACCACUGUCUCCACCUUUUCCAAAGAGAUGACCGAAGGAAAAGCAUGAGGAGCACUCGACCCGGUGCCGAUGCCGAGCGACCCAGCAGCCAGGCCUCGUUCCAGAACUCCGUACAGGGACUAGUUCUGAGAUCAGAACGGAGCUCAACUCAAGGCUCAGUGUACAAGAUGGAGAUCUCCUCUGCCAUGGUUGACUUUGCUAAGAAGUACUUUAGACAGGACAGUACAGGCCAACCAGUCAGUGCAAAGAGCUUUUCAGAAGCUGUUCAGCACACUGAGGUCCCCAUUCAGGAGUCCCUGCUUUUCUACCACGAUCCUGAAAUGAAUCAGCUUUCAGUCCAGGCUUUCACUUACCUAAUGCAGUUCAUGGGAGACGUGCCAAUGAAGAAGACAAACAUCACCCCAUCAAACUGCAUAAGCCAUAUCCUGUUGCUCGGGAAAGAGAAGGAGCUGCUGAGAGAUGAACUCUACUGCCAGGUCAUCAAACAAACCACCAACAACCCCAACAAGCUCAGCUGCGACCUCGGCUGGCGGCUGCUCACUUUGGUCGCCGGGUUCUUCCCCUGCUCUGCGAUCCUGCUGCCGUGCGUCACGCAGCACCUGCAGGACGUCUGUCAGGACAGCCAACACCCCUACGGAGAACUUGCAGGGCUGUGUCAGGAGAACCUUCAGAGAUCUCUCAAUUUUGGUGCUCGCCGCAACAUCCCCUUAGAUGCAGAGAUGGAAGCCAUUAUGGCGGGCAAAGGGUCUUUUCAUGCUUCUAUCCAGCUGCCAGGAGGAGUGGACUUUCCCAUGGAGAUUCACAGCUUCAGUAUGGCGGCAGAUGUGGUGAGGGAGUUCUGUGCUGAAAUGGGCAUCUCAGACGUCACAGAAAUGGGAGAGUUCUCCAUCUUCAUCAGCAGAGUUCAAGAUGGCCUGAAGCGGCCCCUCCAUGCUGAGGAGUACCUGCUCGACUUCCUGCUGGAUGACGGCUCCCUCAUCUUGUUUCUUAGGAGAGUGAUGUGGAGAGGCCCUCUGUCCUUCAACAAUGACCUCUACAUGGACUUCCACUACCAGCAGCUUCUUGGUGACUAUCUGAGUGGGCGCCUGAUGCUGCCUCCUGCUACAAAUGGUUUCGCAUCAGUCCAGCUGGUAGCAGAGCUAUCGGCUCUGCAGCAUGUGGCUCUGGGAAUAGAAAACCAGCCUUCACUGCCGGAGAUAAUAGAAUAUCUGCCCUCGCAGAAUGGGCUCCACAGUAGACGUGAGGAGAUCCAUUCGUUCUGUCUGGGUCAGAUAGCUGCCAUGCACUCCCUCAGCCCUCAAGAUGCCAAAAUACGUUUCAUUGAGGUUCUAAGCUCUCUGCCUUUGUUUGGAUCCAACAAUUUCUUGGCCCAGAAGGUCAACCAGCGCGGUUGUCCCUCCCCCUGUAUGGUCAGCAUCAGUGAGGAGGGGGUGCUGUUUCUGAACUCUAAAACCCAGGAGAGAGCAUUUAUGAUUCCUCUAGCAGAAGUUCAGUCCAUGUGCACCAUCCGCCUCAAAAAACCAAGCAAAGUGCCAGCAAUGGAAAUCAAUUAUGGAAAUCCAGCUCGUCCCAAAGCAAUCACCAUCUAUCUCAAAGAGACCAAAGAGUUGUGCCACACCCUCGCUGUGAUCAUGGAAGAGCUGUUCCGGCCACCAGUUAACAGCUCAAUUUAAAAUUGCUAGUACACACACACAGAAAUGAAAGUGUGCUCUUUUUAUUUUGAUUAAACAGACUGAACAGAGCGCUGAGUUUAUGAUGCUGAUACCCUCUUCAGUGUUAUAUGAUCUGAGAGGGAAUGAUGCAAAGCUGAACAGUCUUUAUAGUAAAACAUAAGUCAGGGACUGACCUCAUGCACUACAUACUGGACCAGUAAGAAAAUCAAUUUUAUUCCUUUUAUGCUUCAGAUUUUUUUGACAUUAUUGUUUAAAUGUAAAGUUUUUUUCAUGAAGCGUUCUUGUAAUAAUAUCUCAUGACAUAAUUUAUAAACAAUAAAACACAUCUUGAUUCAG